UGGAGGGAAGCUGGGAAGACUUUGGCGGCUUGGGAGACCAUUUAACUUUAAUAUUACUGAACCUCUAAGACUGUCAAAAUGGCGGAUACUGGUCAGGAGUAUGAGGAAUACGAGGAGGAGGAGGAGAUUGUUGAUGAGUAUUAUGAGGAGAUAACAACAUCCACCACGACUGUCGGUGAACAAAAGAGUCAGUCCAUUCAGGCCGGUUUGCCUACCAGGAGAGUCAGGAAGAAGGUCAAAGUGGAUAGCUCCAAGUUCAUGACUCCAUACCUGGCUCACAGCCAGAAGAUGAUGGAGCAGUACAGUCACAACAAGUACAGGCAGGCUUACGACUUGACCCGAGGGCAUCCUCCUGCAAUCAUCACUGAUAGUCCUGAAAUGAUUCGCAUCAGGAAGGCCCAGGAGCAGCUAAGUGAGGUUAAAUACCGUAUGGAGGGAAAUAAGGCCCGCAACCAAAGCUUGUACGACGGGGAGGCCAGGGAGGUCAUCCACGUCAAGCAUGUGUCUGAUCUGAUUAGCAAGGUUCUGUACAGGCAGAAGUGGGAUGAGACUAAGGACAGGUACCUGCUGCCUCCUGAUGCUCCUGAGCUGGUCCUGGCUGUGAAGAACGCUGCUAACUACAGCAAAAAACGUUACACUGAGGACUGGGAUGUGGAGAAGACCAUGUACUACCCGUACAGCGACAGCCCCGAGCUGCGCAGGGUGGCCAAGGCUCAGGAAGUCCUCAGUGAUGUUAAGUACAAGAAGGGUCACGUUGAACGCACGGCCAAGUUCACCUCUUUGGCUGAUCCUCCUGAGGUGGAGCUGGCGAGGAGAGUGGCCAAUCAGCGCAGUGAUCUGAAGUACAAAGAAGAUUACAAUAAGAAUGUGAAGGGCCAGUGGUGCGAGACGCCUUAUUUCGACGUGGCCGUUGCCAGGGUGGCGAUGGACAACCUCAGCAGUAAGAAAUACACGCAAGCAUUUGAGGACGAAAAAGACCAAAUUUAUUUCAUGCAAACAGACACGCCCGUUUACGACACAAACAAGAAGGCUCGCAUUGCUAUUAGUGAGGUCCAAUACAAGAAGGAAUACGAGAAGAAGAAAGCGCAGGCCGACUACAACACGCUCCCCGCCACAGAGAAUCCUCUCCUCAGACAGCUCAGAUACGCCGGCACCAUCCUCAGUGACAAAGUAUACAAGGCCAGCUAUGAGAAAUCCCGGGGUUUCAGCAUCAACUACUGUGACACGCCCAAAUUUCAGAUGGACUCAGUACUUAAGAAAUUCUCCGAUGCACGUUACAAAGAUAAGUAUGAAAGUGAGGUGAAGGGCCACUACAUUGGCAGCUAUGAAGAUCUAUACAUGAUUCAUUGCCAGAAGAUGGAGGAAAUGAAGAAUGAGCAACUGUACAAAUCUGAGUACGAAGACAUUAAAACAAGAUGCUUCUUCCCUCAAACAAUGACGCCCGAGUAUGAAGCCACAAAGAAGCUUCAGCAGUGUAAAGAUAAAGUUUACCGGCAACAUCCCGACACAGUGAAAUUUACACAAGUGGUUGAUUCACCAGUUCAGGUUCAAGCCGCCAUUAACGCCAAGCAGCUAAGUGAUUUGAACUACCACGCCGAUUACGAGAAAAUUAAGGUCAAGAACAGCCUGCCGCCAGACUAUCCCUUCUUCAUCCAGUCCAGAGUAAACGCUUUUAACCUCAGUGAUAAUUGUUAUAAGUACGAGUGGGAGAAAGACAAAGCGAAAAAGUUUGAGGUCAAGGGCGAUGCCAUCUCGAUCCUUGCUGCUCGUGCUCACACCAACAUUGCCAGUGAUGUCAAAUAUAAGAAGGAGUAUGAGAAGAACAAGGGACAGAUGGUUGGAGCUCUCAGCAUUAAUGACGAUCCUAAAAUCCUGCACUCUGUUCAUGUGGCAAAAAUCCAGAGUGAUCGUGAGUAUAAGAAGGACUAUGAAAAGAUAAAGACCAAGUAUCAUACACCACUGGAUAUGAUGUCCGUCACCUUGGCCAAGAAAUCCCAGGCCAUCAGCAGCAUGACCGGAUACAGGAGCAUCAGUACCAACUUCUUCCUCCCCCCCGAUACCGUGCUGUUGGAUUUGGCCAAGAAAGCCAACAUCAUCCAGAGUGAUAAUGAGUACAAGUCUGACUACAACAGCUACACCAAGGGUUCCCCAUGGGUCACCUUUGGCUCAAUGGAAGUGGAAAAGAAUAAGAAAGCUGCUGAGAUCCUUAGCGAGAAAAAAUACAGACAAUCUCCCGACACGAUCCCCUUCACUGCUAUUGACGACCACCCCAUCCAACUGCAGGCCAAAGUCAACCAGCUUCAGAGGAGUGAUCGUUUCUACAAGAGAGGUCUGGAAGAGAUCCAUCAGAAGUACUCUCUCCCUCCUGAUGUGCCUGAGUUCCUCCAGGCCAAGUGCAAUUCCUAUAACAUCAGCAAUAAAGCCUACAAGCACGCCUGGCAUGAGUUGAUUGCUAAAGGUUAUGACAUGAAGCCCGAUGCAAUCCCAGUUGUCGUCGCCAAAGCUGCCAGACAUGCUGCCAGUGAUGUCCAGUAUAAGAAGGCUUAUAUGAAAGACAGAGGCCACCACGUUGGCUUCCGCAGCCUCAAGGACGAUCCUCUGCUGGUUCACUACAUGGAGGUGGCCAAGCUGCAGAGUGACAAGAACUACAAGAAGGACUACCACAAGGCUAAGCUGAAGUAUCACACCCCUGUAGACAUGAUGAGUCUGGUACACGCCAAGCAGGCCUCAAAAGUGCAGACCUAUGCUGGCUACAAGCAGCAUCACCAUAACUACUGUCUUCUACCUGACUCAAUGAGUGUGGGCCUCGCUCGAAACAUGAACUACAACGCAAGUGAUUUUAACUACAAGCAGGAAUAUGAGACUUCAGUCAAGGGCACUGGCUGGAUUCCCAUUGGGUCUUUGGAGGUGGAAAAGGCCAAGACAGCAGCAGCAGCUCUGGAUGAGACAAAGUACCGCCAGCCCCCUUCAAAUUUCAAGUUCACCAGUACUACUGACUCCAUGAGCAUGGAGCUGGCCAAGGUCAAUGCCAAGAUCAUGAAUCAGAAAGAGUAUAAAGCCAGUGGAGAGAAGUUCAUGCACACAUACCACCUCCCAGCUGAUUCCCCCGAACUGUUGCAAGCCAGAUACAACGCUGUCAACAUCAGCCAGAAUUAUUACACCUAUGCCCAUCGUCAAGAUCUGCUCAAAGGACAUCAUGUGAAGGCAGAUUCCAUCGCUGUUGUAGCAGCAAAGUCCUCCAGAGACAUCGCCAGCAAUUACAAGUACAAACUGGCUUAUGAGAAGGCAAAGGGCCACCACGUUGGCUUCCGCAGCCUCCAGGACGAUCCUCUGCUGGUUCACUACAUGGAAGUGGCCAAGCUGCAGAGUGACAAGAACUACAAGAAGGACUACCAAAAGUCCAAGCUGAAGUAUCACAGCCCUGUGGACAUGAUGAGUCUUGCACAUGCCAAGCAGGCCUCAAAAGUGCAGACCUAUGCUGGAUACAGGAAGAUCCCACACAGCUACUUGCUUCUACCUGACAACCUGCACUUGCGGCAGUGUCGCGGCAUGAUGGACAUUCAGAGUGAUAAUCUCUACAAGUCCGAUUACAACAACUUCUCUCGAGGAAUCGGUUGGGUUCCUAUUGGUUCUGUGGAUGUUGAGAAGGCCAAAGCUGCUAAAUUCGCCCUUGAUGAAAUAAACUACAGACAGCACCCCAGUACUUUCAAGUUCACAAGCAAGACUGAUAACAUGAACAUGGUUCUGGCUAUGGCCAAUUCAAAGAUUAUGGACAAGGCUUCAUACAAAGCUUCUGGCGAGAAGUUCAUGCACACCUAUCAUCUGCCAGCUGACAGCCCUGAGUUCCUCCAGGCUAAGUUCAAUGCUCAGACCGUUAGCGAGAGUCACUACAAGCACAAGUGGCUGGAAACCAUUGCAAAGGGAUAUGACAUGAAGCCUGAUGCUAUUUCCAUUCUGCAUGCCAAGCAUGGCAGACAUAUUGCCAGCAAUGUCCAAUACAAGAAAGAUUAUGAAAAAGCCAGAGGCCACCAUGUUGGCUUCCGCAGUCUCCAGGAUGAUCCUCUGCUGGUCCACUACAUGGAGGUGGCCAAGCUGCAGAGUGACAAGAACUACAAGAAGGACUACCAAAAGUCCAAGCUGAAGUAUCACACCCCCGUGGACAUGAUGAGUGUGGUCCAUGCCAAGCAGGCCUCAGCUGUUCAGACCAAUACUGGGUACAGAAAGGUCCCACACAGCUAUGUGCUUCUACCAGACAACCUGCAAAUGCAGCGGUGUCGCACCAUGAAUGUGCAGACAAGUGAUUUUGAAUACAAAUCAGAGUGGAACAACUUUGUCAGAGGCAUUGGAUGGGUCCCAAUUGGCUCAAUUGGAGUUGAGACUGCUAAAGUUGGUGGUCAGAUUCAGAGCGACAACUUGUACCGCACUCAUCCCUCCAACUUCAAGUUCAAAAAGCUGAUGGACUCCAUGGACAUUGCCCUGGCUACUGCCAACAACAAGAUCAUGAACAAGCAAGCAUACACUGCAGCUUGGGACAAAGACAAGCUGACCGUCCAUGUCAUGCCAGAUUCUCCUGAGAUCGUUUUGGCCAAAGCUAAUGCUCUCACCAUGAGCAAUAAACUUUACAAAGCUGGUGUUGUUGAGAUGGCCAACAAGGGCUACCACCUCAAGGCUGACGCUAUCUCAAUUCUGGCUGCCAAGUCUGGAACAAAGAUUGCCAGUAAUUACAAGUACAAGUUGGCAUACGAGAAGGCCAGAGGCCACCAUGUUGGCUUCCGUAGCCUCCAGGACGAUCCUCUGCUGGUUCACUACAUGGAAGUGGCCAAGCUGCAGAGUGACAAGAACUACAAGAAGGACUACCAACAGGCCAAGCUCAAGUAUCACACCCCCGUGGACAUGAUGAGUGUUGUCCACGCCAAGCAGGCCUCAAAAGCUCAGACUAUGGCUGGAUACAGACAGAUCCAGCACAGUUACGCUCUCCUCCCGGAUGCCUUGAACCUUGCGCUGGCUCGCACCAUGAACGCCCAGGCCAGUGAUUGUGAAUACAAAUCAGAGUGGAACAACUUCAUCAGAGGCAUUGGAUGGGUCCCAAUUGGCUCAAUUGGAGUUGAGACUGCUAAAGUUGGUGGUCAGAUUUUGAGUGAGCAAAAGUACCGCACUCAUCCCUCCAACUUUAAGUUCAAAAAGCUGAUGGACUCCAUGGACGUGGCUCUGGCGACUGCCAACAACAAGAUCAUGAACAAGCAAGCAUACACUGCAGCUUGGGACAAAGACAAGCUGACCGUCCAUGUCAUGCCAGAUUCUCCUGAGAUCGUCCUGGCCAAGGCUAAUGCUCUCACUAUGAGCAAUAAACUUUACAAAGCUGGUGUUGUUGAGAUGGCCAACAAGGGCUACCACCUCAAGGCUGACGCUAUCUCAAUUCUGGCUGCCAAGUCUGGAACAAAGAUUGCCAGUAAUUACAAGUACAAGUUGGCAUACGAGAAGGCUAGAGGCCAACACGUUGGCUUCCGCAGCAUCCAGGACGACCCUCUGCUGGUUCACUACAUGGAAAUAGCCAGGUUGCAGAGUGACAAGAACUACAAGAAGGACUACCACAAGUCCAAGCUGAAGUAUCACAGCCCCGUGGACAUGAUGAGUGUUGUCCACGCCAAGCAGGCCUCAAAAGCUCAGACUAUGGCUGGAUACAGACAGAUCCAGCACAGUUACGCUCUCCUCCCGGAUGCCAUGAACCUUCAACUUGCUCGUAACAUGCAGUUUAUCGCCAGUGAUAACCAGUAUAAGAGUGAGUAUGAAAGCUUCUUUAAAGGAAUUGGAUGGGUACCUAUUGGGUCGUUGGACGUUGAGAAAGCAAAAACAGCUGGCCGCAUCAUCAGUGAGCACGGAUACCGUCAACAUCCAAGCAACUUCAAAUUCACUAAGAAUAUGGACUCCAUGGAUCUGAUGCUGGCCACAGCAAACAACCAGAUUAUGAAUAAGCAAGCGUAUGGCAAAGCCUGGGAAAAAGACAAAACUUCAAUCCACAUCAUGCCUGAUGCAAUGGACAUUGUUCUUGCCAGAGCAAACAAGAAGAACACCAGUGAGAAAUUGUACAAAUUGGACAACGAGCUGUCCAAGAAGAAGGGCCAUAAUGUUCGUGGUGAUGCCAUUGCUGUCCUGGCUGCCAAAGCCUCAACUGUUAUUGCCAGUGAUUACAAGUACAAGACAGGAUACCGUAAGCAGGUGGGCCACCACAUCGGUGCUCGCAGCAUCCAGGACGACCCUCUGCUCAUGCUGGCUCUGAACUCAGCCAGGAUUGCCAGUGAUUUCCUGUACAAGAAGGACUUCAACAAGUCCAAGACCAAGUUCCACCUGCCAGUGGACAUGAUGGCCUUUGAACUGGCCAAGAAGAAUCAGAUUCAGGUCAACCACGCCAACUACAUCACCCGUCUCCACAACUGGACUUGUCUGCCAGACUCCAAUGACGUGGUCGCCGCCAGACAUGCUUAUGACAUACAGAGUGAUGCUGUGUACAAGGAGGAUCUGAGGAUGAUGCAAGGUAUCGGAUGGGUGCCUAUAGGUUCACUGGAUGUUGAGAAGGCAAAGAAAGCUGGUGAAGCUCUGAGUGAAAGACUGUAUCGUCAGUCCCCAAGCAACUUCAAAUUCAAGAUCAGCACUGAAGACAUGCCCAUGGUGUUGGCUAAGGCCAAUGCUCAGGUUAUGAACAAGAAAGCAUACAUGGACGCAUGGGACAAGGACAAGACCAAGAUCCACAUCAUGCCUGACGCUAUGGAUGUUCUUUUAGCCAAGGCAAACAAUGUCAACUACAGCCUUAAAAAGUACAAACAGGCACAUGAGGAUGCCAAGAAGAAAGGCUAUGAUAUGCGCAAUGAUGCCGUUUCAAUCAUCGCAGCCAAGGCCUCCAGGGACAUUGCCAGUGAUUACAAAUAUAAGACAGGAUACCGUAAGCAGGUGGGCCACCACAUCGGUGCUCGCAGCAUCCAGGACGACCCUCUGCUCAUGCUGGCUCUGAACUCAGCCAGGAUUGCCAGUGAUUUCCUGUACAAGAAGGACUUCAACAAGUCCAAGACCAAGUUCCACCUGCCAGUGGACAUGAUGGCCUUUGAGCUGGCCAAGAAGAACCAGAUUCAGGUCAACCACGCCAACUACAUCACCCGUCUCCACAACUGGACUUGUCUGCCAGACUCCAAUGACGUGGUCGCCGCCAGACAUGCUUAUGACAUACAGAGUGAUGCUGUGUACAAGGAGGAUCUGAGGAUGAUGCAAGGUAUCGGAUGGGUGCCUAUAGGUUCACUGGAUGUUGAGAAGGCAAAGAAAGCUGGUGAAGCUCUGAGUGAAAGACUGUAUCGUCAGUCCCCAAGCAACUUCAAAUUCAAGAUCAGCACUGAAGACAUGCCCAUGGUGUUGGCUAAGGCCAAUGCUCAGGUUAUGAACAAGAAAGCAUACGUGGACGCAUGGGACAAGGACAAGACCAAGAUCCACAUCAUGCCUGACGCUAUGGAUGUUCUUUUAGCCAAGGCAAACAAUGUCAACUACAGCCUUAAAAAGUACAAACAGGCACAUGAGGAUGCCAAGAAGAAAGGCUAUGAUAUGCGCAAUGAUGCCGUUUCAAUCAUCGCAGCCAAGGCCUCCAGGGACAUUGCCAGUGAUUACAAAUAUAAGACGGGAUACCGUAAGCAGGUGGGCCACCACAUCGGUGCUCGCAGCGUCCAGGAUGACCCUCUGCUCGUGCUGGCUCUGAACUCAGCCAGGAUUGCCAGUGAUUUCCUGUACAAGAAGGACUUCAACAAGUCCAAGACCAAGUUCCACCUGCCAGUGGACAUGAUGGCCUUUGAGCUGGCCAAGAAGAACCAGAUUCAGGUCAACCACGCCAACUACAUCACCCGUCUCCACAACUGGACUUGUCUGCCAGACUCCAAUGACGUGGUCGCCGCCAGACAUGCUUAUGACAUACAGAGUGAUGCUGUGUACAAGGAGGAUCUGAGGAUGAUGCAAGGUAUCGGAUGGGUGCCUAUAGGUUCACUGGAUGUUGAGAAGGCGAAGAAAGCUGGUGAAGCUCUGAGUGAAAGACUGUAUCGUCAGUCCCCAAGCAACUUCAAAUUCAAGAUCAGCACUGAAGACAUGCCCAUGGUGUUGGCUAAGGCCAACGCUCAGGUUAUGAACAAGAAAGCAUACGUGGACGCAUGGGACAAGGAUAAGACCAAGAUCCACAUCAUGCCCGAUGCUAUGGAUGUUCUUUUGGCCAAAGCAAACAAUGUCAACUACAGCUUGAAAAAGUACAAACAGGCACAUGAAGAUGGCAAGAAGAAGGGUUAUGAUCUGCGCAAUGAUGCCGUUUCCAUCCUUGCAGCCAAGGCCGGCAGAGACAUCAUCAGUGAUUACAAGUACAAGACAGGAUACCGUAAGCAGGUCGGCCACCACAUCGGUGCUCGCUGUGUCCAGGACGACCCUCUGAUCAUGCUGGCUCUGAACUCAGCCAAGAUCGCCAGUGAUGCCCUGUACAAGAAGGACUUCAACAAGUCCAAGACCAAGUUCAACCUGCCAGUGGACAUGUUGAAUCUUGAGCUGGCCAAGAAAUGCCAAAUUCAAGUCAACCAUGCCAACUACAUCACCCGCCUGCACCAGUGGACCUGCCUGCCAGACUCCAAUGAUGUCGUCCAGGCCAGAAAAGCAUAUGACCUUCAGAGUGAUGCUGUCUACAAGGCUGACAUGAAGUGGCUCCAGGGCUUGGGCUGGGUCCCCAUUGGCUCGAUUGACGUGGAAAAAGCCAAGAAGGCUGGUGAGGUCUUGAGUGAAAUAAAGUACCGCCAGCACCCCAGCACCCAACACUUCACCAGCACCACGGAUGCUAUGAACAUGGUUUUGGCAAAGAAUAAUGCUUUGACCAUGAACAAGCGUCUCUACACUGAGGCAUGGGAGAAGGACAAGACUACCCUGCACAUCAAACCCGACACUCCUGAGAUCAUCCUCUCUCAGCAGAAUGCUAUCAACAUGAGCAGGAAACUGUACAGACAAGGUUUUGAUGAAACAAUCAAGAAAGGUUACUUCCUUCCAGUUAAUGCAGUGUCAGUCCUGGCUGCUAAGGCUUCCAGGGACAUCGUCAGUGACUACAAGUACAAGACAGGAUACCGCAAGCAGGUGGGCCACCAUAUUGGUGCUCGCUGCGUGGAGGAGGACCCUCUGAUCAUGCUGGCUCUGAACUCAGGAAAGAUCGCCAGUGAUGUCCUGUACAAGAAAGACUUCAACAAGUCCAAGACCAAGUUCAACCUGCCAGUGGACAUGUUGAAUCUUGAGCUGGCUAAGAAAUGCCAGAUUCAAGUCAACCAUGCCAACUACAUCACCCGCCUGCACCAGUGGACCUGCCUGCCAGACUCCAGUGAUGUCGUCCAGGCCAGAAAGGCCUACAAUCUUCAGAGUGAUGCUGUUUACAAAGCUGACAUGGAUGAGGUCAUUGGCGUAGGAUGGAUCCCAAUUGGUUCAAUUGAUGUUGUUAAAGCUAAGAAUGCCUCAAACAUCCUCAAUGAACGUCUGUACAGGCAGAAACCAGAAACAUUCAAAUUUAAAACUGACAUGACCUCCAUGCCCAUGGUGUUAGCCAAAACAAACGCUGAGACCAUCAACAAGAAACACUACAUCGCUGCUUGGGAGGCUGAUAAGAUUAAGACCCAUGUGACGCCUGACCUUCCUGAGCUGCUGCUUUCUAAAGCUAAUGCUUACAACAUCAGCAGGAAACUGUACAGGGAAGGCGUUGAGGAGAUGUUCAGAAAGGGCUACGACAUGAAAGCCGAUGCUGUCUCUGUUAAAGCUGCCAAACAUGGAAGAGAAAUCAUCAGCGAUUACAAAUAUAAGACAGGAUACCGCAAGCAGGUCGGCCACCACAUCGGGGCUCGCUGCGUCCAGGACGACCCUCUGAUCAUGCUGGCUCUGAACUCAGCCAAGAUCGCCAGUGAUGCCCUGUACAAGAAGGACUUCAACAAGUCCAAGACCAAGUUCCACCUGCCAGUGGAUAUGUUGAAUCUUGAGCUGGCCAAGAAAUGCCAGAUUCAGGUCAACGAUUUCAACUACAGAACUCAUCUGCAUAACUGGACCUGCCUGCCAGACUCCAACGAUGUGGUCCAGGCCAGAAAGGUGUAUGACCUUCAGAGUGAUGCUGUGUACAAAGCUGACAUGGAAUGGAUCAGGGGAACCGGUUGGGUACCAAUUGGGUCAGUUGAUGUGGAGAAAGCCAAGAAAGCUGCAGAAAUUCUGAGUGAAAUAAAGUACCGUCAGCAUCCCAGCAACUUCAAAUUCACUGCCAAGACAUGUGACAUGCCAUAUGCGCUUGCUCAGGCCAAUGCCCAAACCAUGAACAAGAAAGCAUAUAAUGCUGCCUGGGAGAACGAUAAGAUCAACAUUCACGUCAUGCCAGACACCCCAGAGAUCGUCCUGGCCAAGCAGAAUAAACUCAACACCAGUCUGAAAUAUUAUCGUGAAGGCUACAUGGACACCAUCAACAAAGGCUACUACCUUCCCAAAGAUGCUAUUUCUGUUCGAUCAGCAAAGGCUUCAAGAGACAUCAUCAGUGAUUACAAAUACAAGGCCGGUUUCCGCAAGCAGUGUGGCCACCACAUUGGUGCCCUUAGUGUGAAUGACGACCCACUGCUUGUGUUGGCCGCCAAUGCAGCCAGGAUCUCCAGCGACAACAUCUAUAAGAAGGACUUCCACAAGACCAAGACCAAGUACAACCUCCCAGUGGACAUGUUGGCGAUUGAACUGGCCAAGAAAUGCCAGCAGCAAGUGAACGACUUCAACUACAGAACUCACUUGCACCAGUGGACCUGCCUGCCAGACUCCAGUGAUGUUGUUCAGGCUAGAAAGGUUUACGACCUGCAGAGUGAUGCUGUCUACAGAGCUGAUAUGGAGUGGCUGAGGGGAUGUGGCUGGUCACCUCAGGACUCUGUGGAUGUCAUCAAGGCUAGAAAUGCCCAGACUAUUCUCAAUGAGAGGCUGUACCGCCAGCCACCGAGCACUCAGAAGUUCACCAGUGUUGUUGACCUCCCAGCUAUUGUCCUGUCCAAGCAAAACGCUGACAACAUCAGUGAUAGGAAAUAUAGACAAGUUUGGGAUCAAGACAAGCUCUCCUUCCACAUGCCACAUAACGCCCCGAGCUUUGAACUGUCCAAGGCUAAUUCUGUCAACAUAAGCAAUAAACUGUACACAAAGACAUGGGAUGACCAGAAGGCCAAGGGCUACCAUAUCAAGGAGGAUGCUAUCUCUGUGCUGAAGGCUAGAGCUUCCAGAGAUAUCAUUAGUGACUACAAGUACAAGACAGGAUAUCGUAAGCAGGUCGGCCACCACAUCGGGGCUCGCUGCGUGGAGGAGGACCCUCUGAUCAUGCUGGCUCUGAACUCAGGGAAGAUUGCCAGCGAGGUUCUGUACAAGAAGGACUUCAACAAGUCCAAGACCAAGUUCCACCUGCCAGUGGAUAUGUUGAAUCUCGAGCUGGCCAAGAAAUGCCAGAUUCAGGUCAACGAUUUCAACUACAGAACUCAUCUGCACCAGUGGACUUGUCUGCCAGACUCCACCGAUGUCGUCCAGGCCAGAAAGGCCUACGAUCUGCAGAGCGAUGCUGUUUACAGAGCUGAUCUUGAAUGGAUACGUGGAUGUGGAUGGGUCCCACAUGAGAGUGUGGAUGUACUAAAAGUGAAGCACGCACAGAAGAUCCUUGCUGAUAGAGGCUAUCGUGUCAAGUUGGAUACGCAGAAAUUUGUUGUCCACAAUGACAGAGUGGACAUGGUCUGUGCCAAGAACGCUGCUGACGUCCUCAAUGAGGCCAAAUAUCGUGAGGCUUGGCACAAGGACAAGACCAAGUUCACAAUUUCGGACACUCCAGUACUCGCCACAGCCAGAGAGGUGGCUAAGAACGUUCACCCGCACCUGUACACCAAAGAAUGGGACAAGGUCAAAGCCACAGGGUACUACAUGCCUGGAGAUGCUGUACCAAUCAAGCAGUGCAUCUCUAAUUCUAAAGUCCAAAGUCAGCACAAGUACCUCGAUUCAUACCGCAAGCAAGUCGGCCACCACAUCGGUGCUCGCUGCGUCCAGGACGACCCUCUGAUGAUGCUGGCUCUGAACUCAGCCAAGAUUGCCAGUGACGCUCUGUACAAGAAGGACUUCAACAAGUCCAAGACCAAGUUCAACCUGCCAGUGAACAUGCUGCAGUUUGAGCUGGCCAAGAAAUGCCAGGCCCAAGUCAACGAUGACAACUACAGAACCCGCCUUCACCAGUGGACCUGCAUGCCAGACUCUAAUGAUGUCAUCCAGGCCCGCAAAGCCUAUGAACUGCAGAGUGACCAUGUGUAUAAGGCUGACAUGGAGUGGCUCCGUGGCUGCGGCUGGAUGGCAGCUGACUCUGUCGACCACGUCAAGGUCAGGAAGGCCCAGGAGAUUAUCAACGAGAGGCACUACAAGAAGCAUGCCAUCGAAUGCUUCAAGAAAUUCACCCUGAUUGUGGACCGCCCUGAGCUCAUCCUGGCCAGAAUAAAUGCUGCAAACCUCAGUGAUCUGAAGUACAAAGAGACAUUCAAUGCAGAGAAGGGUCAAUACAUCGGUUCAGAAGACACUCCCCAACUUGCCCACAGCAGAGAGGUUUCUAAGAACAUCAGUGAGAAACUCUACAAACAGUCGUGGGAUGAAUCAAAGGCCGCAGGCUACAAGCUGAAUCACGAAUACAUCCCGCUCAUCAGUGGCAAGAAGGGAAGGGAGAUCGCUAGUGAUGUUAAGUACAAGGAUUUGCAUGAGAAGGCAAAGGGUCACUACAUGGCUGGAACCCUGGUGGACUUCCCCGAAGUGAUGCGCUGUGGAGACCAGGAGAAGAACAAGGGACUGAGGCUCUAUCAGAAGGAUUACAAUCAAACCAAGACCAAGACCCACCUCCCGCCUGACAUCAUCGCUAACAAGGUGGCCAAGCGUUGCCAGGAUAUGCUGAGCGAUGUCCUGUACCGCACCUACCUGCACCAGUGGACCUGCCAUCCCGACCAGGAGGACGCCAUCCGUGCCCGCAAGACCAACGAGAUUCUCAGUGAUGUGUUCUACAAGGAGGACCUGACCUGGAUGAGGGGUAUCGGUUGUUAUAUCUGGGACACACCCGAGAUUGUUCGUGCCAAGAAGUCCUACGAGCUUCAGAGUGAGCUGAAAUACAGAGACGAAGCCAAGAAAGAAUUCAACAAUUACUCCAUUGUGACUGACACUCCAGCGUAUGUGACUGCUGUCCUGGGUCACACCUGGGCCAGUGAUCUCAACUAUAGAGAGGCUUACCACAAGGAGAAGCACCUGUACACCACCAUCCUGGAUACCCACGACUAUGCCAGAUGCCACAACUUCAAGCAGUUCUUCAGCAAUAAAAACUACAGUGCUGCCUGGGACAAAAUCAAAGCCAAGGGCUACAAGAUGCCACAUGACUCACACGCCCUGAAACAUGCCAAACAGCAGAAAGUCAUUCUCAGCAGUGUGAAGUACAAGGAGGAUUACGAGAAGUUCAAAUCCCUCUACAGCCUGCCCAAGUCUCUUGAGGACGAUCCUGGCACUGCUCGCUGUGUCAAAGCUGGAAAACUGGUCCUGGACCGUCUGUACAAGGAGGACUACGAGAAGAACAAGGCCAAGAACCAUAUCCCUCCAGACAUGCUGGAGAUCCUGUCCGCCCGCAACACCCAGUCCACCGUCAGUGGAAUCCACUACCGCAAGUAUCUGCACCAGUGGAUCUGUCUCCCUGACAUGCAGGUUUACGUCCAAGCACGCAAAGUCAACGAGCAGCUCAGUGACAUCUUCUACAAGGAUGACCUGAACUGGCUGAAGGGUAUCGGCUGCUAUGCCUGGGACACACCAGAGAUCCUGCGUGUGAAGAAUUCUGGUAAUCUUCAGAGUGAGAACAAGUACAGAGCCAAGGGCAUCGAAUCCUUCAAGGAAUACUCUGUGGUGACAGACACUCCAGUGUAUGAGACAGCCAAGCAGAACGCUCAGAAUCUGAGUGAUCUGCACUAUCGCUAUGACUACAACACCAACAUCAAGGGCACCUGCAACACGCCUGCUGUUACCAUAGAGACCGAAAGGGCGCGCUUGGCUAACUACAUCCAGAGCGAUAACUUGUACAAGGAGGCCAAUAAGAACUUCAUGCCCACUGGUUACUCCCUGCCCAAUGACACACCGCUCAUCAAGCAGGCUAAGAUGAACAGCGUCGUCACCAGCAAUGUGAAGUACAAGGAGGCCUAUGAGAUGACCAAGGCCAAAGCGUACACUCUUCAUCCGGAGGGAGUGAACUUUGUCAACUCCAGGAAGGCCAACGUCAUCACCAACAAUCGUCUGUAUCGUGAGGACUACCACAAACAAAAGGACAAGAUCCACACAACCUACGACACCCCUGAUAUCAAACAAGUCAAGCUGAACCAGGCGAACCUCAGCGAAUUGUGCUACAGAGAGAAAUACUACAACACCAGAGGCCAGCUGAUCAAUAUGCCCAUUACGCCCCAGCUGAUGCACUGCCGCCACGUCAAUGAGAUCACCAGCGAGCUGAAAUACAAAGAGGACCUGAUGUGGCUGAGAGGCGUCGGCUGCUUCUUGUACGACACCCCAGAGAUGGUCCACGUUCGCAACAUCACUAAACAAAGAGUGGAAUACCCGGUGGAAGCUAAGAAAAACUUUGCCAACUUCUCCGUGGUCCUGGACACACCGGAGUACAAGCGUGUGACUGAGCUGAAGACCCACAUGAGCGGCAUGGUCUACAAAGCCCAGAGUAAGGAGGAGAUGGCUAAGGUCACCACCACCUUGGACUCUGUGGACAUCAAGAGAGCCAAAUGGGCCCAGCAGCUGACUAACAUUUUCCAGUACAAAGGCCUGGCAAGUAAGGAGAGGUCUCAUUUCACCCAGGAAAUUGAAACUCCAGUCAUGGGCCAUUCCAGGAAAAUGAAAGUGGUCCAGAGUGCCAACAAAUACAAAGAGCAGUAUGAGAAGAUGAAGCACAGAUACACGGCCAUUGCUGACACACCUAUCCUGAUCCGUGCCAAGAAGUCCUACCUCCAGUCCAGCGAUCUGCGUUACAAAGAGACAUUUGAGCUCUCUAAAGGUCACUACCACACAGUCAAGGAUGCUCUGGACAUCAUCUACCACCGCAGAGUCACAGAUGACAUCAGUGAGGUUAAAUACAGAGAGAAGUACAUCAGCACUCUGGGAACAUGGAAGUCCAUCCCCGACCGUCCCGAGUUCUUCUUCAGCAAAAUUGCCAACGAUAACGUCAGCAGUAUCAAGUACAAGGAGGACCUGGAUUGGCUGAAGGGUAUUGGCUGCUAUGUGUGGGACACACCCGAGCUGCUGCAGGCUGAGAAAAACAAGACGUUGUACAGCGAGAGACUUUACAAAGCGUCCUUUGAGAAGAACAGAGGCAACUUCAAGUAUUCCUGUGACUCUCCAUUCUUCGAGGCUGCCAAGCAUGCCUCCAGUCUCAUCAACAACGCAAGGUAUAAAUCCAAAGCUAAGGAGCUGCUAAAGAGUGGCUGCAACGAGCUGCUCCGCCCUGACAUCCUCACAGCCCUUUACUCCACUACGUUAGGCAGUAAGUGGAGGUACAGGCAGCAGUACGAGCAUGCCAAGGACAAGUUCACCUCUAUUCUGGAGACUCCCGAGUAUGAGUCCCACAGACGCAGCAAGAAGAUCAGCGAUAUCAUCUACAAGAUGGAGUACAACAAGACCAAGGCUAAGGGCUACACCUUGCCUUAUGACACUCCAUACCAGCAGCACAUGAAGAAGGUCAAGGAGCUCACAAGCAACCUGAAGUACAGAGAAGUGUAUGAGAAGAGCAAGGCCCAGAUCAACAUAGACCCUGAGGCUCAUGAGAUCCGUGCUGCCAAGGAGGCUUACAGGAACAUCAGCAAUCUUAACUACAAGAAGAAGUAUGAAGCCACCAAGAACAAGUGGAUCUGGACCACAGACAGACCCGACUUCAUCAAUGCUGCCAAGAACUCCCUGCAGCAGAGUGAUGUUGAGUACAAGUAUGACAAAGAGAUGAUGAAGGGCUGUGUGAUUCCUGUCACUGACGACAAGCUCACCCUCCUGAAUAUGAAGAAUACAGAUUUGGCCAGCACAGUGAAGUACAAACAGAAGUAUGAAAAGGAGAAGGGUCACUUUGUGCCGGUCCAGGACACUCCUCAAAUCCUCCAUGCUAAGGCUGUGCGCGUUCUGGCAUCAGAGAGCAAAUACAAGGAGGCCAGUAAGAAGGACAUGCAGUCAGGCUCAUUCACCACCCUGUCUGAGACUCGUGACACGGUUCACAGCAAGCAGAUCAACAAGCUCGUCAGCGGGAAACUGUACAAAGCCAAGUUUGAGAAGGAGAAGGGCAAGUCGAUCUAUAACCAGAUGAUUGUUCCACCUGAUGUUCAGCAUGCCAUUGAUGUGGCCAAGUGUCAGAGCAAUGUUUCCUACAAGAAGGAUGCCAAAGCCAACCUGCACUACACAUCUGUGGUCGACCGUCCUGACAUAAAGAAAGCUACCCAGGCCGCCAAACUGAUCAGCGGGAUCGGCUACCGUGACAAGGCCCGUGAGGAGGCCAGUCGUGGAGGUUCUCUGGCCUACCGCCCAGACAUCGCUCUGGCCACUGAAGUGUCCAAGCUGAACAGCCAGGUGGAGGCCAAGCCCUCCCUCCAUGGAGCAGCUUCCUAUGAUACCCCCCAGAUGCGCCACAUUAAGAAAAUGAGUGCCGUGACUAGUGAUUUGAAGUACAAGGAGAAGUUUGACAAGGAGAUGAAAGGAAGGAAACCACAAUAUGACCUGAAGGAUAGUAAGAUUUAUCAGACUUUGAAGGAUGCCAACGUGCUAGCUAGUGAGGUGAAGUACAAGGGUGACCUGAAGAAGAUCCACAAGCCUGUGACUGACAUGGCCGAGUCUCUGUCCAUGCAGCACAAUCUGAGCACCAGCAAGCUGUCGAGCAGCUACUGCUACAAGAAGAAAUUUGAGGAGAGUAAGGGUCACUACCUUAUGAUCGCUGACACACCAGAACAAAUCCAUCACAAGGAGGCUACUGAACUUCAGAGUAACGUGAAAUACAAGGAGAAGUAUGAGAAGGAGAAGGGCAAGGCAAUGCUGGACUUCGAGACACCCACAUAUGUGACUGCUAAGGAGGCCCAGCACAUGCAGAGCCAGAAAGACUAUAAGAAGGACUUUGAGGAGAACAUGAGGGGCAAGAACCUCUCAGGCUUGGAGGUCACCCCUGCCAUGAUACAUGUCAGACAUGCCACCAAAAUAGCCAGUGAGAGAGAGUACAGGAGGGAUCUAGAAGAGGGAGUGAAGGGUAAAGGGCUCACUGUACUGGAGGAAACUCCGGAGCUUUUGAGAGCAAAGAAUGCAACUCAUAUCCUGUCUGAGAGAGAGUACAAGAAGGCAAUGGAGCAGGAGAUUAAGGGCAAGGGAAUGUUGGCUUUGGCUACGGACACCCCAGACUUCAUGAGGGCCAGGAACGCUACUGACAUCCUCAGUCAGGCUAAGUACAAGCAUACCGCUGAGAUGGACAGGGCCAGCUACACCUCUGUCAUCGACACCCCUGACAUCAUCCAUGCUCAGCAGAUGAGGAACAUUAUCAGCCAGAAAAAGUACAGAGAGGAGGCUGAGAAGACCAUGUCUCACUAUGUACCAGUUCUGGACACCCCAGAGAUGCAGAGAGUCCGUGAGAACCAGAAGAACUUCAGCACUCAUCAAUACCAGAUUGACCAUAAAAACAUAAAGGGCAAAGUGUCUUCAGUACAGGACACUCCUGAAAUGCUUCGUGUUAAAGAGAAUACAAAGAAUUUCAGCUUGAUUGCGUACAAAGAUGAUUUGGGAGAAGGAACGGCUUUGCCAGAGACUCCAGAGAUGGAGAGAGUUAAACGCAACCAGAGGAACAUUAGCAUGAAUCAAUACAAAGCAGGAGUGGGACAAGGCACGUCCGUAUCAGAGACCCCCGAGAUGGAGAGAGUUAAACGCAACCAGCAGAAUAUUAGCACGAAUCAGUACAAGGAGUCUGUGGGUCAAGGCACAGCCAUACCAGACCCCCCCGAGAUGAAGCGGGUCCGAGAAACACAGAAGAAUAUCAGCUUGCUUCAAUACAAAGCAGGAGUGGGACAAGGCACGUCCGUAUCAGAGACCCCCGAGAUGGAGAGAGUUAAACGCAAUCAGCAGAAUAUUAGCACGAUAAAAUACAAGGACUCGCCAGCUCGAAGCACAGCUAUACCGGACCUCCCCGAGGUGCAGCGGGUCAAACAGACCCAGAAGCACAUCAGCUCGGUGUUGUAUAAAGACAGUUCCGCCAAGGGAACUCCUGUGGUGUAUACUCCUGAGAUGGAGCGAGUCAAAAGGAACCAAGAAAAUAUUAGCUCGGUGCUGUACUCUGACAGUUUCCGUAAGCAGGUUCAGGGCAAGGCCUCCUUCGUCCUGGACACACCUGAGAUGAGGCGUGUCAGGGAGACCCAGCGCAUCAUUUCUGGAGUGAGAUACCACGAGGACUUCGAGAAGAGCAAGGGCAGCUUCACUCCCACCACCUCUGACCCGGUGACCGAACGCGUGAAGAAGAACACCCAGGACUUCAGCGACAUCAACUACCGCGGCAUCCAGAGACGCGUGGUGGAGAUGGAGAGGAGACGUGCCAUCGAGCAUGACCAGGAGACCACCACUGAUCUGCGUGUGUGGCGCACAAACCCCGGCUCUGUGUUUGACUACGACCCUGCUGAAGACAACAUCCAGUCCAGGAGUCUGCACAUGAUGUCAGUUCAAGCUCAGCGUCGCAGCAAGGAGCACUCCCGCUCCACCAGCGCCCUGAGCGGCCCGGGUGAUGAAAAGUCUGAGGUGUCCCAGGACGCCGACCACCACAUGUCCCUCUACAGCAACGGCUUCAUGACCUCCUCUAUAGGCUACCAGACUGCUAAGACCGUGGAGCUGCAGCAGAGGUCAUCAUCAGUGGCCACCCAGCAGACCACCGUCUCCUCCAUCCCCUCCCACCCCUCUACCACUGGAAAAACUGUGCGUGCCAUGUACGACUACGGAGCAGCCGACCCAGACGAGGUUUCCUUCAAAGAUGGCGACGUCAUCGUUAACGUGCAGGCCAUCGACGAGGGCUGGAUGUACGGUACCGUGCAGCGCACCGGCAAGACCGGCAUGCUGCCAGCCAACUACGUUGAAGCAAUAUAAAGACAAAGCCCGCCCAUCGUCCCUCCAGAGUGGGCGAGACAACAUCCACGAGGCAAACCGAUCGAUCACAACUGUGGCUUAGUGCAAUGUGUAGCUUGUAGCUUCCUGUUAGCUCUGUGUCUGUUUUUGAAUUGUGUUGUUAUUCCUGUUUUGGUCUCUUAUCAUUCAUAUGCUGCUGCUCCUGUUACCUGUGGAUGUGACAUACGCAUCCUGACAUGACACAUAUACAUACUUCUGAUUAUGUGAGAGAAAGACUGUGUGUAUUGUUUGAACACACUACCUAGGAAAAGUAAGACUCGCUAACAAACGUCCUGGCCCAUUAUUGUGUACAUUACAAAAAUACUUGUGUCCAAAUUCUCAUCAAAUAGCAUAAGGCUCCCGUCGCUGCAGCUCAUACUUAUGCCUUCAAAUGGAUUCUACAGGGAGGGGAAAAAAAGGAUGAUAAAAUAAGGAAACAUAUAAAGGAGUGUGUUACCAUGUACCUCCUCCGUGAUGAAACCACUCCUGAAGAGUUGUAUCAGAUGAGCCUCAGUCUUCCCUCCACGAUAAUGAAGGCUCACCUCUAAUAAACCGUGUGUGUGUUAUGUGUCUUCGGAUUAUGUAGGUCGUGGAGUGAAUCACGUCCUCUACCUUUAAUCAGUAGCUAAUAAAGCACACCAAGCUCCUGCA
Labrus mixtus (cuckoo wrasse) is the source of this 19845-nucleotide messenger RNA. RefSeq names its product nebulin (gene neb). Lineage: Eukaryota; Metazoa; Chordata; Actinopteri; Labriformes; Labridae. The transcript is spliced from 140 exons. Gene Ontology annotation, biological process: cardiac muscle thin filament assembly. The record is from RefSeq and is a predicted model, not a curated record. The coding region runs from base 79 to 19176 and encodes 6365 amino acids. Gene Ontology annotation, cellular component: Z disc. Gene Ontology annotation, molecular function: actin filament binding.